Molecule: messenger RNA, 2666 nt
Organism: Ectocarpus sp. CCAP 1310/34
Lineage: Eukaryota; Phaeophyceae; Ectocarpales; Ectocarpaceae
Source: the annotation of a GenBank genome assembly
GUCAGGGGAGAGAGAAAGAGAAGGAGUGAAUGUGUGCAUGGUCUCGACCAGUCACAACAUACCGCCGGUAGUGACAACGAUGCCACGACUGCUGUGCACGAUCCACUUCGUCCGGCAUGGAGAGACAACCGCGAACCGGGAGGGCAUUAUCCAAGGGCACCAGGACUACGACCUAACCCCCAUCGGCAUAAACCAAGCGGUCGCCACCGCUAUCCGCCUUCGGGGCAACACGUACUGGCGGACCUACAGCUCGGACCUGACGCGGGCGUCGCACACGGCCGAGAUUAUCCUUGAGGAACACCCGGGAGCGAAUCUCCGCAAGACCCCGCUGCUGAGGGAGUUCGCGCUGGGCGCGCAGGAGGGCUUGCCGCGUGGAACCACCUGGCCCAGAGCGCGUCGCAUGAAGGCGGAAGCAGCGGGCGUGUCGCCGGUAGCGUACAAGGAGAGCCUGCGCGAGAGCCCGGCGGACGUGCACAAGCGAGCCCAGCAGUUCCUCACAAGCUUGGUCUCCGACGCCGUGCGGGCGGCGGACGACGGGACUGUCAACAGGGUGGGCGAGGGACAAAACGGCCGCCACGAUUCCGCCGCGGAAGCUGCAGCCGCCGCCGAGGCAAGGCACAGGGACGAGAACGCGAGGCUCGCGCUCGUGGUGUCCCACGGAGGAAUCCUGAACGUGAUGAUGCUGACAGUCAUGGGGCUCGAGGAGAGGGCGUGCCCCCUCAUGAGGAACUGCGCGGUGGCGGUGGUGGAUGUCUUCGACGACGGCCGCGGCAAGGGCCGGGUGCGCUACGUUCCCCGAACGCUCAACGACGUGUCGCACUUCCAGGUGUCAGAGCUACCGGCGGUGUGCCACUCCGGCGAAAACGGUCGCCAGAACGUGGUCAAAUCAUGAUAACGAAGGAUGGUGGUGUGUGUUUUCUUGUCUAUCGGGGGGCUGGGGGAGGCCAGAGGCAGAGGCUUGCUGGCCUGUUGCGCGACGCUCCCGGAGUUGAGCUCGGGCCUCUCACAACAAGCGGCGGUGCAACUUGUUGAUAGUGAUAGAUUGUGGGAGUCACCUAAACCCACCUCUUGGCAAGCAUUUGUGGGUGCGGGAAUCUGCCCACAAACUUGUGCCAUUGUGCACACGUCCGUGUAUAUGCCGACAUGGUGCGUUUGAAGUGUUGUUUCUUUAUUUUCUUUCGGCGAUCCGGAUUGUUUUCAUGCAUUUCUUCCCACUUGUUGAUACGGAACCUUCGUGCCCCUUUUCGUUAGGACGCCGAGAUCGGCUGUUCUGUUGCUGUCCUCGUUUACUCAAUUGUGGAUUUUCAUGCACGGAUUGUAGUACUGUAGAAAAGCACCCCCUCCACCCUCGCACCCCCUUUUAUGUUGGACUGGGUUGUGACCUGAAUGUUUCUUUCGUCCAUCAUGCAUGUGUUUUUUAGUGGAAAACGCGUGCUGAGGGAACCUUGCCGGUUUCUGUCAAUAGGUGGCCUUAGGCGGUUUGUUUUUUUGCGGUGUUACGGAGGAUGGUAUUUUCUCUCCAUCAGUUGAUUUUUCCCUGCGAUUUUUUCGUCCCUUGUCUAUCUUGCGCACGCACAUCCGUUGGCACCAUCGGUACAUAGCACAUAGCGGGCGCACUAUAAAUACUAAGCAGUGAUGUUUUCCUUUUUACGAUACGAAGUGGACGUUGGUUCGAUGUCUAAGCCUCGACGUCUUGUGGGUUCUCGUGGGUAUUCGAAGGCAGCGGUUUACACCCAUUCUUUACGUACAGCGGUGUGUUGGGCGGGCUUGAAGACUCGGAGUCCAGGAAGGGGAACACCAGGCGACGAAGGAAAACGGAACGAAUUUUGUUUUGCCUGUGGGAUGAAAGCUUGUUUCUUUGUGUUCUUGCAAUGACACUCCCUCUUGGGCGUAGUCCAUCCGAAGGCGAUGCACGGCAAGCGCGGAUAGUCGAAGAUGAUGUCGUUGCGGUGAUCCAAGUCGUUACUUCCCUCGCACGCUGCCCCCUUGGUAGCAACGUGGACGAUCCUCCUGCGAAGGAGUACAUCGUUGUUUGUGCAGGAAAUUUUGUGAAGGUAGCUGCAGCGCGGAAGCAGCAAAUUUCAUUUUUUUUUCCCAGGGUAUUAGUUGCGUGUCUGUGUGCAGUAGCGGGGAGCAGCAGGAGAAUCAGUGGUCAAGAAAGCAGGAUUUUUUGCGUUUCAUAUCAUUGUGGUACUACGGGGGUAGGAAGCAGUAGCGUUUUCGUCGGGAUUAUUCUGCUGGUCUUCGGCCGCCGCCUUUUUUUGUUUUCGCGGCUAAAAGACUGGAGAAAUCCGUUUGCACCCUGUCUGGACUCCUCUUACUUCGUUGUCGCUUCCCCCCACUUUCAUCACGGACUUGACGCUGGAGGGAUUGGGAAAAUAAACGCGCCAAGACAAGGGCACAUGGCUUUUUCGCGUGUAUUUUCUUGAGAGUUUUUCGCCAUUUCGCCGAGGGCUUUCCUUUCUUUUUAUUUGUCGUUGUCGUACGUCAAGUCUAGACGUCCCUCCGAUGGCCGAAGGGCAUCUUGCAGUACUGCUGUAGCACCCGUUCCAGACGGGAUUACGUGUUGCCGGGGAAAUAAAAUAUAAGCGAUAAGAGUGUAUACACCGAGGCUGCAGAAGAGGGGGUUAUCGUCGUGAAGAGACGAGGAGAGCCCACCUGCAAGC